Molecule: messenger RNA, 1672 nt
Organism: Cladocopium goreaui
Lineage: Eukaryota; Dinophyceae; Suessiales; Symbiodiniaceae
Source: the annotation of a GenBank genome assembly
AGGCGUGUCGCGCAGGCGUCAAGACCCCCCUCGCUAACUCAGCUACAACGAAGUUUCAGACAUCCGAUUGGCCGAUUGGGACCGUCCAUGCGCGUGGUCAACUCAUAACUCUGAGGUGACUUGCUGAGAUGAGCCGGAGCCGGUCGCCAAUGCUGGCUAUCCUUUGUGUCUCCUGUGUGCUUUCUGAAAGUGCUUUGCUCGAAGUGGACAGUUCGGCAGAGUUGGUCUCCAGCUUGCCCUUUGUGCGAUUUGCACUCGCAGAGCACGAGAAAAAAGGAAGGAUCGAGCCCCACAUCCGUGGCGCGUUUCUGCAGACCCCAACGACUCGCUCUGGCGAAGCCGCCGCGGGCGGGCAGACAGAAGUGAAGAAUGCCACCAUGCAGUCUCCGGCUGCCGAGUCGGCUGAGGUGAAGCAGAUAGCUGUGGCACCUGCGGAUGCACAGGCAACUGUGGCGGCGGCUGAGUCGCUUCAACAACCAGCUGCGGCACAAGCUGCGCAGCCACUAACAAUGGUGAGUCAGCCAGCACAGCUCGCAGCCACUGAGCCAGUGGCUCCGGCCGCGCCAAACCAGACGCAGCAGGCAAAGCUUCCGGCGCCGAAGGCGGACGUCCAGAUGGCCGUGGUGCCAGUCACUGUAACGGCCAAAUCAGCGGCACCACAGGCGCUAGUGUCCCACUCGGGCACUGAUGCAGGUGCCACGGCUUCGAAGAAGAUGUCGCCUACCACCCAGGUAGCAGCCACCUUCAGUUUGGCUUUGAUCGUGAAAAUCCUGUGUAUGUUGAGCAAUGUGGCCUGCCAUGUCUCACCACUGCCGCAGGUGCAACAGUUCCACAAGCUGGGCGAUACCGGUGAAGCGGACUCUGCACCUUUGAUGAGCAUCCUCUACAGCGGUUCUCAGUGGGUUUUCUAUGGCAACUUCGCCUAUUGCAUGACGGGCAAGAGUGGCUUUUUGGUGCUUGUCUAUGCCAACAUCACUGGAGCAAUCCUGGGCGUUUACUACGUUUGGGGCUUCCAACAAAACUGCCGGGACCAGAAGGCCUUGCAACAGCUUCAACUCUACUGUCGUGCUGCUGCCUUCGUCUUCUCCCUGCAGUUUCUGGCAGUUUGGAGCCUCAGUUUCAGCAGCGCGCUCUUCUUUAGCGGUCUCAUGGCGUCUCUCUCAAGUAUUAUUGGCGCCUGUUCUCUUUGCUCCACCCUGCCCAAGGUGAUCAAGACCCAAUGCUCCGCUUCCAUCAAUUUGGAGCUGCUGAUUGUGGGCAUUUGUUCCUCCAUGCUGUGGGUGAGCUGCGGCGUGAUGCUGUGGGACGCAUGGAUCCUUUUGCCGACGCUCUUUGGCUUGGUGAUCCAAUUGGCCUGCGGCUUCUUCGUCUUGCUGUUCCCCAGAGAGGAGCAAGGUGAUUUGAUUCAUCGUCCCUCACGGUCGCCGAUUUGUUGUUGGGUCCUCCCGAAAAACCACUGCGGCGAGCAGAACGAGGAUGCUUCCCCUGCGCCAAGCCGCGCGGCGGCUGCCGCCGCACAGAUCCGUGCGGCGCUGGCGCAGCGGCAAAGCGUUACCGCGCGGGGCACGGAGGACUACGGCAGCACGGCAGCUGGUGCGGGAACUGGCGGUACGUGUUGAGGCGUGAGGCAUGCAGCGCGUUGCUGGCGCCGCAGCAGCCGCAGAAACAAAAG